UCAUGGGAAUAAUUACUGCGAAUGGUAGUGCUGCUGGCUCACUGCUCAGCCCUGCCACCAGGGGGCUCAAGAGAGUGCUGUGGGCACUGAUGCUAGUCAUGUCUGUUACUGUCUAUGGCUCUCAUGCUCCCCUCCUGACUCUGUGUAAAGUGGAUGGAAAGAUCCCAUUCAGUGCCUCAUCUGUUGUGGUUCUUACUGAGCUGACCAAGCUGGUGCUCUCCUUCAUUUCCCUGCUGAUCUGGGACUGGAGGCAGCUGGGAGUCUCACUGUCAUGGCGCCAUGCUGCCCCCUUUGCCCUAUCUGCGCUGCUCUAUGCUGCCAACAAUAACCUGGUGGUUCACAUGCAGCUGUUCAUGGAUCCUAGCACCUACCAGGUCCUGAGUAACCUGAAGAUUGGCAGUACUGCUCUCCUGUACAGCAUGUUCCUGCACCAAAGACUCUCUCUACACAAGUGGCUGGCCCUCUUCCUGCUAACAGCUGCUGGGGUGAGCUACACCUAUGGGGGCCUCCAGGACCUGCAGCACUCCUCCAGCUCCUCUGAGAUGCAGCUGCACCUCACCCUGAUUGGCUUGCUGCUCAUCUCUGUGUACUCCCUGAUAUCAGGCCUGUCUGCUGUCUAUACCGAAGUCAUCCUGAAAACCCAAGAUCUGCCACUUACCCUCCAGAACCUGUUUCUUUACUUCUUUGGAGUCCUGCUGAACUUGAUUGCCCAUCUCUUGAGCAGCAAUGGGGCUGGAUUCCUGGAUGGCUUCUCUUUAUGGGUGCUGGUAAUUGUGGUGAGCCAGGCCCUGAAUGGCUUGAUAAUGUCUGUUGUCAUGAAGCACAGCAGUAACAUCACCAGGCUCUUUGUUAUCUCCUGCUCCAUGCUUGUUAACGCCCUCCUAUCUAUCCUGCUCUUCAGCCUGCAGCUCACUGCCUUUUUCUUCCUUGCUGUCCUGCUGAUCGGCUUGGCUGUUCACUUGUAUUAUGGAGUCAAAUAGACUCCACCUUGCAGCUCUGUGGGAGACAUCUGGUAUUGAAGCUAUAGCUGGCAUGUUCUGGGCUAUUAUGUGGGAGUGGCAACGGCUUGUUCGUUUUUUUUUUUUGUCUCAUUUUUAUGUAACAAAUGCAUUAGUCUGGCCUGGCUGCACUCUUAGAGGGCAGAUUCCCUUCAGAACCCAUCACCUGAGGUCAGGGACAAGCAUGUGUGAGGCAGUAGGGCUGCAGCUGAAAGCUACUGGCUAUCACAAGCAGACCUUGCCUGUAGCUAGCAUGUGCACUGUGAGGAAUUGCACUAUUUGUUGUGCAGCACGAAGAAGCAGGAGGGGAUCUGUCCCCACGGAAGGGGACAUGUUCAUUGCAUGGGCUCAGUAUUCUGCAUACAGGGACUCUGUCCCGCAAGGCACUGACUCAGCAGCCGCCAUUGGUGUCUGCAGGAUCAGGCCCAGGCCCAAUGUAUCCCUUUUAGGGGAAGGGCGAGAGGGCUUCCUGGUGAAGACUAAGCCAGUGACAGUCACAGCAGUUUAAUGGGGUCCUCUGUGACCAUCUCCCCUUUUGCCUGAGCUCCCGUCCUAAGGCCCUUUCUUGGAGGGCUUUGAGGGACUCUCUUUACAUCUGAGCAGCACCUAUUCCAGCUCAUUCAAGGACCACUUGUGUGAUGUGAGCUGCUCCCUUCUCUGGCCAUGCCUUGUGCCUCCACAAUGCUCUGAGCUCUGAUCCAGCCAUUACAGAUUCAAAGUGCCUUUUGGAAGGGGAUAGUCCCGGUUUUGUGCACAUCCUCUGCGGUGAGCUGCACACUGGCUCCAAGGCAGAGCCUUGUUCUCAUGCAGCACUUGGCAAAUGUAUUUUCCAGAUCCCUUCCUACCUGCUGCUCUCAUCUCUGUAACAAAGCACCAAAGAGCCGGCAACUCUUCUGUCAGUGUAAACGAUACAUGUAACUGUCUCCCUGGAAAGUUCCAGUGACAUGACCAGCUGCUGUUCAGCUGGGGGCCUGUGUGUACAUGGUUAUCACUCACACUCCUUGCACACGCACACUGGUGCAUGCGCUUCUCCAAAUCUGGCUCUUAGCCUGUAGUAGACUCCUGGAUCCAGAUCCUCAAAGGCACCUAACGCCUACUGAUUCCAGUGGGAGCUAGGUGCCUAAAUACCUUUGCAGAGCUUAGCCCUGAUCACCUGGGCUUCAGCUGGAACCCAUCUGGUGAAUCUGUCACUAGCAUCAGCCCAUUUCCAAGGUACCCAAUGCCUACAGCUGACUCCUGCUUGCCCUUUGGAUUGAAGCAUAGAUCUGUAUCUUCAGUAUGAAAGCAGCUACUGUUGAGUGUUAGCUGAGCUGUCAACUAUGAUGUGCUGCAGGAGCUGGGGUGGUGGCUUGAAGCCAGAGGAGUUUCCUGUUGAUUGGGAGAGAGGAAAAGAAACUUCCAAAUAAAAUGGUUGGAAUCAUUAAGAUGCCCAGAAUUGAAGGCAGGGGUGAUUGCAGUGCUGGGGCAGGAGCUGGUUUGGCAGCCCUGCAGACUGACCCUUCUGUCUAGACACAAAACAGAUGCAGGCCUGGCAGUCCCAGCUUCCCGCACACAUGCCAGUGGCCCACCUUGAGGGACCCCAUCUCUGUUCAGUCUCCAUGGUCCAGUCUGUUUUUUGGGGGCUGCUCAGGCAGGCAGCGGGGCUGCCAGUUGUCAGUCAGGUGGUGGAGACCUGCCCCCUUGAAAAUUGUCCUUGCCAAGCCCUGGAUUUCUCCAUAAAUGACUGAACCCUUUACAAGCAACUGACUGGGUGGGAGGAAGGCAGCUCCCUGCUGUAGGAGCCUGAGCAGUCAGCUUGGCAGGGGAGAGCUUUCUGCUCUGCCAUUCCCUGUACCCAACCUCAUCAGGGGUCUGCAUGUACUGGGCGAGGGGUUCAGCUGUUUCCAGAGUAGGAUGUCUGAACAGGGGCUAAUACUUCCUCCCUAGCCUAGAAAUGUAGUAAAAGCGCACUCUGAGAGGCAGGGCUGGAGCUUUGGGCUGACCCAUGUGGUCUUGCACUGCCUUCCCCGUACACCUUUCCACUGACCAUGCUGUCUCCUCCAAUGCACCUGCCCGUUAACCUGUAGAAGCCACCACAUGCAGCUGCUGCCUCCUGGGACAGAGGUCUGACUACAUUCCACACUCCUGCCAGCUCCAACUCGGGCUGCCCUGGAGUGUUGUACUUCCCAGUAUGCUGUUGGGCAGAUCCUGUGCUGUACAGCCCAAACUCCCUACCUCAGGGAAGCUGUACCUCAUCUCAUGAAUUGAAUUGCCCAUUUCCCACUGUGCCAGUCCCAGGCUUGCAGUUCCAGGCUGGGGCAGGGCAGGGGGCAGCCAUUCCUGCUACAGGCCUCUGAUCCCACUUGACCUGGAGUCCCCAUGGGAACAGUGCAGCUGCAUGGGACUAUUGCCCUGCUUCUCAGCUGAUGCCUGCAGCAGUGCACGUUUCUGAGAGUGAAUAUUUAGUCUGUAUAAAUGUUGGGUUUGUAUCUGGAUUUGUACUACCUUAGGUUUGACAAGGUUCAAUUCCUGUCACCCCCAGUGCGCCAGACAGCAACGCCUACCCUGGCGCUGGCUGUGGUAUUAAAACCUGCACUUUCCUAUUC
This is a messenger RNA of Caretta caretta (loggerhead turtle), 3583 nucleotides long. It is a transcript of the gene SLC35A4, whose product is annotated as solute carrier family 35 member A4. The record is from RefSeq and is a predicted model, not a curated record. Gene Ontology annotation, molecular function: pyrimidine nucleotide-sugar transmembrane transporter activity. Lineage: Eukaryota; Metazoa; Chordata; Testudines; Cheloniidae. Gene Ontology annotation, biological process: pyrimidine nucleotide-sugar transmembrane transport. Gene Ontology annotation, cellular component: Golgi membrane.